Molecule: messenger RNA, 2938 nt
Organism: Anneissia japonica
Lineage: Eukaryota; Metazoa; Echinodermata; Crinoidea; Comatulida; Comatulidae
Product: transmembrane protein 165-like
Exons: 7
Coding region: 162-1046 (294 amino acids)
Biological process (GO): Golgi calcium ion homeostasis; calcium ion transmembrane transport; Golgi calcium ion transport
Cellular component (GO): Golgi apparatus
Molecular function (GO): manganese ion transmembrane transporter activity; calcium ion transmembrane transporter activity
Source: RefSeq, a predicted model, not a curated record
AGCGAUUGUCAGGUACGUGUGUAUAGUUGUUCGGAAUGAUCGUGUGUCGUGUCGUGUCAUCAAGCGAGACUUUCGGGAAGUAAGUAGUGUGCAUUUCACAUAUUCAGUAUCAGCCAAGGUCCAAGGGGCUUGUCAACAGAAAAAACACAGUGUCCAGCUAAAUGAAGAACUUGCAUUUUUGCCUGCUUGCCUUGAUUGGCAUUCUUCACGUGGCAUAUUUACAGGCUGAGCUAGUCCCACAGGAACCUGCAGAGCCUCAGAAAGUUGAAAAUGGAGGUGACAAUAUUGAGUUUCAAGACGAAGACAGAAAAGAUGAAACCAAAAAGACAUCAAUUACAGCAAGCGGUCUUGGAUUUGUUCACGGCUUUCUUGCCUCGCUCUCUGUGAUCAUUGUCAGCGAGCUCGGUGACAAGACGUUCUUCAUCGCAGCCAUCAUGGCCAUGAGACACCCAAGAUUAACAAUUUUUACUGGCGCACUUCUAGCACUUGCAAUUAUGACCAUUUUAUCAGCAUUUCUUGGAUUUGCUACUACUGUAAUUCCGAGAGCAUUCACCUAUUACGCUUCUACGGCACUAUUCGCAAUAUUUGGCUUGAAGAUGCUUCGGGAUGGUUUUAAAAUGUCACACGAUGAGGGACAAGAGGAGUUUGAAGAGGUUCAAGCGGAUCUUAAGCGACGGGAUGAAGAGAGAGAAAAAGAGUCCAUGGCAGGGGUCACAGAAGAUCCGGAGUCGGGGAUUAUUCGAGUGCAAGGCCCACCAAAAUUUUUAGGCAUUUUUUCACCAAUAUUUUUACAAGCAUUAACGUUAACGUUUUUAGCAGAGUGGGGCGAUAGAUCACAGAUAACAACAAUCAUUUUGGCAGCUAGAGAGAAUGUAUUUGGUGUUACGAUAGGUGGCAUCUUAGGCCAUGCUAUUUGCACUGCUCUUGCCGUUAUAGGAGGAAGAAUGAUAGCACAAAGGAUCUCUGUAAAAACUGUUACUCUUAUAGGAGGCGUUGUCUUCUUAGUAUUUGCACUGUCAGCACUUUUCUUCAAUCCUGAUGAUUAGAUCUAAGGAAAUGUUACUACGUAACCUUUGAACUUCUCAACACCUGUGGCCAUCUGAAAUUGGGUUGAGAAAACAAAUAUAUAUAUAUAUACGUUCCACAAUGACUUUUAUAAAUUUAAGCAAGGUUGGUGUUAUAAUGGUAAAUGACACCUGAAUUUAGCAGAUAGGGUAUAAAAAUUGAGACUGAGGUGCCAAGCUUGAUUAGCUCUAGCUAUACCUUGGUCACCUUUUGUAUUCAUGAAAACACAUGCCGGGGUGGCACCAACAGGGGUCCACAGGGUGUGGAGAGCAACACCUGUAUCUUGUAGGUGUGGUGAUCAACACCUGUAUCCUGCAGGUGUGGUCAUCAACACCUGCAUCUUGCAGGUGAGGUGAGCAACACCUGUAUCUUGCAGGUGCGAUGAACAACACCUGUAUCUUGCAGGUGUAGUGAGUAACACCUGUAUCUUGCAGGUGUGGUUAACACACCUGUAUCCUGCAGAUGUGGUGAGAAACACCUGUAUUUUGCAGCUGUGCCUCUGCAUAUUCCAUUGUGCACAAAUCAUUUUCAUAUUAAUUUAUAUAUGUAAUGUAAAUUACUUAGAUAUAAUUAAAAUGUGUACAUAUAUCACAGUUUAAAUGGUUGCAAAAUCCCCAUAUGUUAAUUUUAAAAUAUAUGGUACAAUAUAUUUUUUUUAACUUUCAUUAUAUGGCCUAAUACAAGGUUAGUUAAUCCAUAGAGAAAAUCCAUUUUCUCUAUGGUUAAUCAUUAAUGGCUGGUGGUAAAAUAUGGAAAUUUUACCACUUAUUCUUUCAUCCAAUCAUGCACAUGCAUAAUUGUCCAGUACUCAGGGAUCUUAAGUCUCCUACAAGUUGCGGGAUUCUUGUGGAAAUCGGGAGGGAAGUGGGCUCCAACGCUCCUGUAAGCAAGAGGUGGUCCAGUCCUGUCCGAUGGAGGCGCCAAACGCCUGUUCGACUAGGGACACCCGAGUACUUCAAAAAAUAAUUUUCAUUGAAAUGAUAUUUUAGAAUAUCUCAAAGGAUUUAUGACCAUUUUCAAUUAUUUAAAAUUUGAUGAGCAUUAAAAUAGAGAAAGAAAUUAAAUUUUGAUACCGAAAUAGAGAGAAAAUCUAAGAGAAGAAAUAUAAAAUUAAAAGUCUAUGACAAUAGUGUAAAAGUCUAUGACAAUACUUUCUUUAACUAAAAAUUUUUUGCAACUAAGAUGUUUGAUUUAUUAUAAUUUUCUGUUUAAAUAUGGGGCUUGCCAUCCCAUAAUAUUAUAGCUAAUUGUUAAACUGAGUAAUUAGCAUAUGAAUGUGACAGUAUUGUAUACUUUAGUACAGAGAAGCUGUAAUACUUUUACUCAUAACUUUGGCAAUAGAAAGUCGAUUCUAGUAAAUGACCCAUCAUUUUUAAGCUUAUAAUUUGGAGAAUAACAAUUUAUUAAAAAGUUAAUUUUAAUUGUCACUGAUGUUUUGGGAUGGCAGACCUCAUACAUAUGGUUUAUAAUAAAAAUGUUAGUCACUGACUUCACAAACUUGAUGCAAAAUUGCAUGGAUCAGAAUGUAAUGCAACAAGUAUUUAGAGGACAUGUCUAUGGUGGUACAUGCACUGAUUCUUGCAUUCUUUUUAAUGUCAGUGACAUUAUAUUUACUGUGUAUUCCAUCAAGGAUUUAGAAAUGUACAGUUAAAAAUUCUUGAUUCUAGUGGGAUUAUGUCAUAUACUCCUGGAAAAUUAUCCCUGGCAAGUACAUUAUCUCCCAGAUAAACAACCCUAGGACAAAGCAGGGGUGGCACCAGUAGGUCCCCAACAGGGGGGCCCAGUGUCCCUGACGAAGGCAAAGUGGGCAUGGUUGAGCUGUGAUUAAAAGGUCCUGAAAGUGGUCCUGCGGGCGAAGCCCUUGAAAAUAUCG